UGUGACUUAGGUAGGCAGCGCAUGAAAAAAUGCUACUCUUCAAUGAUUGUGUUGUCGCUCUUGAUGUUGCUAAAAGUCACUUGUUAGUCCAGCUGUGUCUCUAUCAUCUGUACACAAACUCACCAGUCGAAAGGGGCCUGUUAGUUGACUGCUACUGGCUCUUGUGUGUAGGAGGUGGUGGUUUUGACAUGUCAUAGCUAGCACCAGGCUCAAGGAGGGGCAGGAGGAGGGAAGGUGGAAGAGUAUGUUUCACAGAGCGCUUUCAGUUUGUUCUCAAGCAGUCAGGUAUGCGCCUUCCACAGCAUGACGGGGGCUCUUCAAACAGCAAACCGGGAACUGCUAAGAUAAAAACAUUAAGUUAGGAGAGUUUUGGACGUUUUUUUUUAGCUGGGCUUCAGAUUGUCAGUAGGAGAGUCCCUCCUGCCUGAAUCCACGAGAGCACCAUGCAGUUCUGGAGCCUUCUCAGCUGUGCACAGGGAGAUAUUUCAAGGAUAUCUUACUACACAGAGUAUGACGGACACCUAGCACCCACUAAAGGUAUGGCGGCGGCUUACCUGGACCCCAACCUGAACCAUGCGCUGUGUCCAGGGGUCAAGCCCCGGCUCAGUGCUGGGAUGGAGCGUCCUCCUGGUAUGCUGGAGCGACUGCUCAAGAUCUUCCACUACUUCGAGAGCAGCAGUGAGCCUUGCACCUGGGCGAGCAACAUCCGACACGGGGAUGCCACGGACGUCAGGGGGGUCAUCCAGAAGAUUUUGGACAUCCAUAAGGUGAAGUGUGUGUCCAGCUUCGGUCUGCGUCUGAGCCACCUCAAGACGGGGGAGGUGCACUGGCUGCACCCUGACCUGGGGGUGUCCCACGUGAGGGAGAGAUUCGAGCGCAUGUACCCCCAGGAUGAGUGGAGGUAUGAGCUGCGGAUACGCUAUUUGCCGAAAGGAUUCCUGAGCCAGUUCACUGAAGACCAGCCAACACUCAACUACUUUUACCACCAGGUUAAGAGUGACUACAUAUUUCAGACAGGGGAUCAAGUAGACCAAGACAUUGCACUUAAACUGGGCUGUCUUGAAAUCAGGAGGUUCUUCCGGGACAUGAGAGGAAAUGCACUGGACAAGAAGUCAAAUUAUGAAUUAUUAGAGAAGGACGUGGGGCUGAGGAGAUUCUUUCCCAAGGGGUUGCUGGAAUCUGUCAAGGCAAAAGCACUGCGGAAGUUGAUCCAACAGACCUUCAAACAGAUUGCCAACCUCAACGAUGCGCAGUGCAUCCUCAAGUUCUUCGAGAUUCUUUCGCCGAUCCACAGAUUUGACAAGGAAUGUUUUAAAUGUGCUCUGGGGACCAGCUGGGUUAUAGCAGUGGAGCUGGCCAUCGGUCCUGAAGAGGGCAUCAGUUACCUCACAGACAAGGGCUCCACGCCCACCCAUCUGGCUAACUUCACGCAGGUGCAGAGCAUCCAGUCCUCCUGCCUGGAGGAGAAGGAACGCAAAGGCAUGCUUCUGCUGGAUGUGGCCGGUGCUCCUGAGCCUCUCACGGUCACCACAUCAUGUAUGACCACCGCCGAGAACAUGGCCGACCUGAUCGAUGGCUACUGCCGCCUGGUCCAUGGCACGUCUCGCUCCUUCAUCGUCCGAGUGCACAAAGAGGGAGAGAGAGCCUUGCCCUCCAUACCCAAGUCAAUGCCAAAGUCAACGCCAAAAGUCUCCAACCAUGACAAGCGCUUGGAGGGCGUGAGGACGAGGGCCAUAUCUGUCUCAGGUAAGAGCUCGUGCAGGACAAGGGGCCAUAUCUGUCUCAGGUAAGAGCUGGUGCAGGAC
Molecule: messenger RNA, 1805 nt
Organism: Clupea harengus (Atlantic herring)
Lineage: Eukaryota; Metazoa; Chordata; Actinopteri; Clupeiformes; Clupeidae
Gene: ptk2ab
Product: focal adhesion kinase 1-like
Exons: 14
Coding region: 444-1790 (448 amino acids)
Biological process (GO): protein phosphorylation; signal complex assembly
Cellular component (GO): focal adhesion; cytoskeleton
Molecular function (GO): protein tyrosine kinase activity; ATP binding
Source: RefSeq, a predicted model, not a curated record